Molecule: messenger RNA, 2228 nt
Organism: Hypanus sabinus (Atlantic stingray)
Lineage: Eukaryota; Metazoa; Chordata; Chondrichthyes; Myliobatiformes; Dasyatidae
Gene: st13
Product: ST13 Hsp70 interacting protein
Exons: 12
Coding region: 256-1338 (360 amino acids)
Molecular function (GO): Hsp70 protein binding; protein dimerization activity
Source: RefSeq, a predicted model, not a curated record
CUGCCGAUCAUUAAAUGACUUGUUAAAAAAUUCCGCGGCGCCCAUUCUCCGCCGCGUUUUGCUGCCGAUUUCACCGCGCCGCCGCCAAAAAUAAACGGCGGGUGCCGGGCUGCAGUUCGGCCGGCCUCGGGGUGGGCGGACUGCCGACGUCGGAGCGGGCAGCGGGCGGGAAAGCAAGUUCGAGAAGCUUCGGCGGAGAAAGUGCACGGAGGGCUGCGCGCGGACGUGGAGGGAGGCGAAGGGGAGAGCGGCGGCAUGGACCCGCAGAAACUCCGCGAUCUCGGCGCCUUUGUGCAGUACUGCAAGGGGAACCCGAAGGUGCUGCACACGGCCGAGCUGCGCUUCUUCAAGGACUGGCUGGAGAGUAUGGGAGCAACUAUCCCCCCACAGGCAGAACAUCCGGAAUUCACAGAGUCUCCGAAGAAAACCGAUACAGAAGAGAGGGCGCCACCACCUUCAUCUCCGGAGCCAGCUUCAGAAAGUGAGGAGAGUGAACUUGAGAUUGAUAAUGAGGGUGUGAUUGAACCAGACCCUGAAGAACCUCAUGAAAUGGGAGAUGAAACUAUUGAGGUAACUGAAGAACUGAUGGAUCAGGCUAAUGAGAAGAAAGUAGAAGCUAUCAAUGCCUUGGGUGAAGGGAAUCUUGACAAGGCAGUCGAAUACUUCACAGAGGCCAUUAAGUUGAACCCACGACUGGCUAUUCUUUAUGCUAAGCGAGCCAGUGUAUAUGUGAAAAUGCAGAAGCCAAAUGCAGCCAUUAGGGAUUGUAACAAAGCUAUCAGUAUCAACCCUGAUUCUGCACAGCCUUACAAGUGGAGAGGGAAAGCACACAGACUACUCGGUCACUGGGAGGAAGCAGCCAAGGAUUUGGCAACAGCCUGUAAACUGGAUUAUGAUGAUGAUGCUAGUGCUAUGCUGAAAGAGGUGCAACCUCGAGCUCAGAAAAUAAUAGAUCACAGAAGAAAAUAUGAAAGGAAAUCUGAAGAAAAGGCCAUGAAGGAGCGAAUAGAACGGGCUAAAAAAGCAAAAGAGGAACACGAGAAAGCACGCAAAGAGGAAGAGGCUCGUCGUGCAGGAAGUUCUGGGUUUGGUGGCAUCCCAGGUGGUUUUCCAGGGGGAAUGCCCGGAAUGGGGGGGAUGCCCGGAAUGGGGGGAAUGCCUGGUCUGAAUGAACUACUUUCUGAUCCGGAGGUGCUUGCAGCUAUGCAGGAUCCUGAGAUCAUGGCGGCGUUCCAAGAUGUGGCCCAGAAUCCAGCCAACAUCUCAAAAUAUCAGAACAACCCUAAAGUGAUGAACCUCGUGGGAAAGCUUUCAACUAAGUUUGGUGCCAAACCUUGAGGGGCAGGGUAUUCUAUGCAACAUCCUAAUUUCAGCCCUUGCACCCCCACCACCUUGCACUACUUGUGUAUCUACAAACCUCCUUCAGAGUAGCCCGCUAUAUUUUUUAGUCUUUUUCUUACAGAUUGAUUUUUUUUUUGGAAAUUAAAAAAAAGUAUAUGAGGAAAAUGCUCUUACACAGAAAAUCUCAUGCUACUUACUGUCUUCAGUGGCCCAAAUCUGUAAACGGGCAUUUAAUGUUACUUUUUUAGCAUACCAAUUAUUGCUAAAAAAAAAAAUAAACAGAUUAAAAUUGCAGAACAGAAAAUUUGAUGCAAACUUGUUGACUGGUUUGAAAAAUAACUUUUUCUCAGAGAAUGAGGUAAGCCAGUUCUCUGGGCCUCAUGGUUCUAACCAAUAUUGGUAUUAUGUAAGCUACCUUAUUCUGGUGUGGCUUAAGAGCCAGGACAACAGGCUUUUUUUGCACCAGAUCUUACAUUUAAAACUUUAGGUGCCCUAUAAUGCUAUAGCAAGCUCGUGCUUCAGUACCUUUGAUAAAAGUCUGUUACCCAAUCUGCUGCAACAGCUAACCCAGUAUAAAUAUGCAUGUUGGGCUGGGAAGAGUACCCUUGAACCAAAUAGCUUAUUAGGGCUUGUAUAGUAACAGUAUAUAUUCUAUUGGAUAAAGUGUACAGCAGUUUGAGAGAUGAACCAGAGGUCUGAGGGGACUCUUGUAAAACAUCAGGGGCUAUUUCAAAGCGCUGUCACUUCUGCGAAGUAAAGGGGAGAUUAUCAGUGUGGCAACUGUUUAUUUUUUCUCCAAGAAAGAUGGGUCCUACUUGAAAACAAUCUGUGAAUAUCUGAGUGGAUGUAAAUAUAUAUAUGCAAAAAAUUAUUACUCUGACACUAUA